Messenger RNA from Leptomonas pyrrhocoris, 3311 nucleotides. Its product is annotated as putative calpain-like cysteine peptidase putativecysteine peptidase Clan CA family C2. The record is from RefSeq and is a predicted model, not a curated record. Gene Ontology annotation, biological process: proteolysis. The transcript has a single exon. Gene Ontology annotation, molecular function: calcium-dependent cysteine-type endopeptidase activity. Bases 747 to 3311 code for a protein of 854 amino acids. NCBI's taxonomy places the organism in Eukaryota, Euglenozoa, Kinetoplastea, Trypanosomatida, Trypanosomatidae.
GCUUUUCUUACCUCUCUUUCCUCUGCGUGUGUGUUGUGGUGUUUAGUCAUUAUUAUUAUUCUUAGCUGACGUAGAAAGCGAACCAAGUGUACUUCGACUUUCACCAUAGCGCCGCCAACCGCAACAACUCCGAAAACGGCGUAGACGGCACAGAGACACUGGCAAAAGGCAUCUACCUCUUCGAUAUCUUCAUAUUUGUCUCUCUCUCUUUCUCUGUUGUUCUGUACCGGGUCUGGAAAUUGCUGUAUUAUUUGUGCUUCGUCUUCUCUUCUCCGAUCUUGACGUGUGUGUGGGUGUAUGAGUGUACGAAUCUGACACUCCGCCCCCCCCCCCCUUUCCCCUUCAUAUCACGCUUUUCAUUUGUGUGUGUUUGGUUGCCUUUCCUUCCUUCCUUCAAGCUCAAAGUACGCGACCCCUUUGCGUGUAUUCACCCCCGCCGCUUCCCACAAUUCUCCUCCGGCGACGCGACCUCAUCCCUCUCUAUCUCUUGUGUUUUUUUUCCUUCUGUUUUUCCUUUUCAAGUAUUUCCUUUGUUUCCUCUCGCUCUAUCUAUCAGAGAACAGCUUGCCGGUGCAGCUGCUACUCUUCUCAUUGUAUUUUUUUUCCCGGUUUCUCUUCUCUCUGCUCUCUCUCGCUCUCUCUCUCCCUCCCCCCUCACAUACUCGCGCACUUACGUUGGUUGUUGUUGUUCUUCGUAUUCGGGCAUCAGAACCACCGGCAUCAAAAAGGAAGAGAGAAGAAGAAAGAUGUCCUACCCCCCGACGGAGGCUGAUGUGAUCAGCAACGACAGCCUCUUCUCCGACUCUGUCGAGUUCGAUGCGGCCGAGAAGCCGAUGGUGCCGGAGGACGACUUGGGUUACGUGGAGCCCACGAGCAACCGAAAGAGCAACGACCGCGGGCUGCCGGAGGAUGAGGCGGAUGACCUCAAUCCCGUUCCGCAGCAUAUCCACGACGACGAGGCAGCCGCGCCGCCGCCGCCGGUGAUGAAUGCGUUCAUGAAGCCGCGCAAGACCGCGACGAAGGCGCCGCAGGAGUGGGUGCCGGUGAACCUGCAGGUGCCCGAGGACGACCCGGAGGACGAGUUCGACAUUUCGACAGCGCAGAAACCCGUCUACGAGGAUGACGCCCCCGCCACGGUCGGCAGCGGUGCGCAGAGGGUGAAGUUUAUGAACGGUGAGCCGGACGUGGCCGGCGAGGUGACGAACUGCUUUGAGGAGCCGGGCCUGCUGUACCGUAUUGUGGACCGCCCGAACAAGACGUGGGCCUUCUACAACGACAGCCGCGCCUUCGAGGUACAUGUCGUCUGCACCUUUGGCAAGCACAGCAAGAUCACCGCGCUGGAGAACACGAAGAUGACGCGGGAUGACAGCACGGGGGAGUACGUGGCGGAGGUGACCGUGUACCCCGGCGAGACGGAGCCCUUCAUCAAGGGAUUUGUGAACGGUUUUGCGAGUAAGUUGCGGGCACUGCCGCUGUCAGAGGACUACUACAAGGAUCGCAGCGCAACGCAGAACGAGCAGAUAGUCCAGGCCGAGAUCGACGCGAUCCGCGCCAUCGCCGGCGACGAGACGGACGCGGAACGCAUUCUGCAGAUCUGCCUGGAGAACAACCUGCCCUUUGUCGACCUCUCCUUCCCGCCGGUGCAGGCCUCGAUCGAGUCCGGCGCCUCGAAGCCCUUCAAGCAGCUUCCGUGGGGCCGCCCGUCCAUGUACAUCAAGCCGGAGCUACAGGACCAGGUGCGCCUCUUCCGCGAUGGGAUCUGUCCUGGCGACGUGGAGCAGGGCGAGUUGGGGGACUGCUGGCUGAUGUGCGCCCUCGCCACGCAGGCCGAGGAGCCCAAGACGAUCAUGCAGAUGUUCCGCCACCCGAAGGGCGCCGACCUGGCACGACGCGAGCGCGCCAUCGGAGCCUACCGGGUAUCCUUCAACAAAAACGGCCUCUGGCGCAGCAUCUUGGUGGAUGACUACCUCCCCGUCGUCGCGGGGGUACCCACCUUCGCCCACAGCAGCGACCCGUGCGAGCUGUGGCCGGCGAUCCUCGAGAAGGCCUUUGCGAAGAUGCACGGCAGCUACGCGAUGAUCCAGUCCGGCGACCCGAUGCACGCGCUGACAGACAUGUCAGGCUACCCAGCGAUGCGCAUCGACGACGCCUUCGCCGAGGCAACCGUGAACGGCGGCCGCAACGUGAGUCAGAAGCUGCUGGCGUGGCAGAAGAAGGGCUACCUGACGAUUCUCACGACGCCUGGCAAGGCACCGGCGAUCUCGACCGACGCGAAGAACGCGCCGGACUUCAGCGAUCAGCCGGAGCUGGAGACGGCGCUCGCUGGCACGGGUCUGCUGCCCGGCCACGCCUACUCGGUGCUGGAUGUGAAGGAGUUCAACAAAGGCCAGAUUCGCCUCCUCUGCGUCCGCAACCCGUGGCUCUACGGCGAGGGCUGGACGCGCGCGUGGUCGUGGGAGGGUCCGGAGUGGCAGCAGCACCGCGACAUCGCCACGGCGUGCAACUACGCCAAGAACAGGAACGACCGCUCCAUUGUGUGGAUGAGCUUUGAAGAUGCGCUGCAGUACUUCGUGGGCGGUGGGGUGCUGUUCCGCGACGUCCUGGCGAACGACGCGCGCGUGCCCAUGACCUUCGCGGACUGCGUGCCCGGUGCGGUGCUCAGCGUGACCGUCAAGGCGCCGACGAGGGUGACUUUUAUCCUCUCCAACAUGGACCACCGCGGCAUGCACGUGAGCGAGGUCGGGGCGGCGGAGUCGGACCCGAACAACAUGGACUACCCGCCCGUGAUGCUCUCGCUGGCCGCCCCGGUCGAGGGCGAGCGGGACGUCUACCACGUCAUUGCGAACUCCGCCGUCGACGUGACGCAGCCGUCCGACAGCGCGUGGCUCUUCCUGCAGGCGCGGGAGAUUGCGAUGAUGUGCGACCUGACCCCGAGCGCCGCGCCGUACUUGGUGAUUCCGCGUCUCAUGGAGAGUGAAGAGACGAUGGGCGGUGCUGGUGGUGCCGGGGAGGACAUGCGGGACCUCGUUCAUCCUAUCCACUUCUUCAACGAUCACGCCCACCUCAGCCCGCAGUCGGCGGCGGGGGCGUCUGUGAAGGAGAUCGCCGUGACGGUCGGCAUCGCGACGGAGGCGGAGAUCGGUACCGACGUGGCGGUGAAGCUGUGUCGCAUGGACGAGCGCAACGCCGUCUUUGAGAACUUUCCGAAGUUCGAGACAGAGGAUGUGAGUGCCCAAGAGGAAAUGUACUUCCAGACGAAGAAGGCAGGCUGCGGCUACGCGCAAGAGAAGGCCGGCUCUGCUCUCUACUAA